GCUCGUGGCGGACGCAGUUCACAUGCGGUAAUGGGGAGUGCACGCUGUCCGCGGCCGUCCCGCCGCCUCCUGUGCGUGCUGCUGGUGCUGGCCGCGGCCGUGCCGGUGGUGCUCCACCUGCGGUCACCACCCCCGCGGCACCGCGACCACCUGGGCGCGCCCGCGCUGCGCCCGGUCCAGGCGGUGCACACAAACCGACAGCUUCACCAGCAGGUGAAGACUCCGCCCCCGGAUGGCGGGCACGACAGGGCGAAGCAGGCCUGGGUCGUCGACACAGAGGGCUGCCGCAUCCCACACCUGGACGCCAACAGCAGCGAGGUGGCCCCCUUCGUGGCCGACUACGAGCUGGGAGCCUGCGACGACCCGCCGCCCCUGGUGCGCUCCACCGACACGACCCUGUUCGUGGACUCCGAGGCGCUGGCUGCCUACGGCGUGCGCUCGCCCUCCGAGCUGCGCUGCUGCUACACCCCGAUGUGGAGGGUGCGGCCCAACGUGACGGUGGCCGACUGGCGCCCCGGCCUCACGCUGCCGCCCCCGCACCUCCGCAAGGGCCCCCUCUACGACGGGGUGUCCUACGGCAACGACAUUCGGUUUGGCGAGAGGUGCGAGCCCUUCUUCAAGCCCACGGUAGUCGCGCACGAGUUCGUCCGCGCCAACUGCGCCGUGUUCCCAGCGGGCAAGGGGGUCAGCCGCCACGUCGACUACCACGCCUUCGUGCCGGUGAAGGCCCCACGCGGCCACAAGGGUGGAGUCGGGGACGCGCGGCUGGCCGUGUCGGACAACAGCCUCAACGUCUUGAUCGUGGGCGUGGACUCUGUUUCGAGGCUCAACUUCAUCCGCACGAUGCCGAAGACGCGUGCCUUCCUGGAGCAGCACCUCGGGUUGCAGGGCAUGCUGGGCUACAACAAGGUGGAGGACAACACCUUCCCGAACCUGAUCCCCCUGCUGUCGGGGAUGAGCGUGCCCGAGCUCCGGAAGGCAUGUUGGGGGGACGCAGAGGGAAGCACCAACAAUGCGCACUUCGACGCCUGCCCCUGGAUAUGGAAGCGCUUCAACGAGGAGGGGUACGUCAACAUGUUCUCGGAGGACACGUCGUGGAUGGGGCUGUUCCACUACUACAAGAAGGGCUUCAUUCAACAGCCCACGGACUACGACCCCCGCCCGCUGCUGUUCCGCGGCGAGACCGACCUCGCCCGCAAGAAGAACCACGCCGGCACGCCCGUGUGCGUGGGCCAGCGCUACGCGCUGGACGUGCUGUUCGACUACGGCCUGAAGUUCGCGAGCGUGAUGCGGCGCCAGAGGAGGAAGUUCUUUGGCAUCGUGUGGGGCACGUCGCUGUCGCACGACAGCGUCAACUCGCCGGUCGCGGCCGACGAGAUGUACGCGCGUUUCCUCGCCGACCUGGAGGCCACGGGCGUGCUCAACAACACGGCCCUGGUGUUCAUGAGCGACCACGGCCUGCGCUUCGGCGAUAUCCUCACGACGAGACAGGGACGCCUGGAGGAGAAGCUGCCCCUCAUGUACGUCUCACUGCCCGGCUGGGUACUGGAAAGGUACCCGCAAGCGGCGCGCAACCUGCAUCGUAACAAAGACAGGCUGGUGACCGUGUACGACCUGCACGUCACUAUGCACGACCUGAUGCAUUUGUCCUCUUUGGAGACUCCGAGACAAGUGUCGCGGCCCUAUCCGCGAGGGCUGAGCAUGUUCACGCCGAUACCCCCCGAGCGGACCUGUGAUGCGGCGGGCAUCCCGAAGCACUACUGCGCCUGCCAGGAAUACGACGACGCGCCCACAGAUGAACACAGAGUGACCCAGGUGGCCGAGUUUCUUCUGGCUGAGGUCAACGCUCAGCUCCAGGCCAGCCCUCUCCGCAAGGCCUGCUGGCAGCUGAGCCUGGACGCCGUUCAGGACGUCCGCGGCGGGCCCCUGAGGACCCGGGGCGGGGCCGUGGCCCUGGAGCACGUGUACGAGCUGGUGGUCAGGGCCCGACCCGGCGGCGCACUGCUGUCCGCAACAGUCGUGUACCGGUUGGGCACCGCCACAAUGAAGCUGGACGGCACCGUGAGCCGCAUCGAUCACUACGGGGCCCAGGGGUGGUGCAUGACUGACUUCAAACUAAAAAUGUUUUGCCACUGCAAGCGGUCAUUGCCAACCGCAGACUCGGAUAUAAUACAAACAUUUUGAUUUUCAUUACAAUAGGUAUCUCAAUACAGAUGCCUAAAUUUGUGUUAAUGGCCAUCUAAGUCUAACAUAAGACAAGUGAAAAGUUUGUUCAUAACAUGACAAGCUGCCAAAUUGCAGAUAACAGUAGAUGCAAUUUUUAGUUUGCUCCUAGCUACUACUAUUAACCUCGUGAGUCACCAUCUUAUCUAUGGAUAAUUUUGGUCAUUCAUAAUUUUAAAAUAAUAAUGUCAAUUCAAUACUUGAAAUGUAUCAAGUCUCAAUAACUCUUCAACACUCAAUUCUGGAUAUUUUGAUCAGUGGUCAUAACGUAAAAAUUUCAAAGUAAUGGAUAAAAUAUAUUAAUCCCUCAUCAGGGUUAGCUGCAUAUGAUGCAAUGAAGAUUUCAGUCAAUGAUAAAUUAUUAGCAAUCAAGGGUGCAAUAUGAAGUUGCAGGAAUGUUCAAAUUAAACAAGAUCUUAGGAUUUUUUUUAUUUUUUUAUUUAAGAGGAAGUCCUAAGUUAGAUCCUUGAGGGGUACAACAUCUGGAACAAACAAAAACAGAAUUAAUAAAAUAUCAAUUGAGUCAA
Molecule: messenger RNA, 2750 nt
Organism: Frankliniella occidentalis (western flower thrips)
Lineage: Eukaryota; Metazoa; Arthropoda; Insecta; Thysanoptera; Thripidae
Exons: 4
Coding region: 31-2184 (717 amino acids)
Source: RefSeq, a predicted model, not a curated record